GCAGAUCGCGUAAGAGGAGGAGAGAGGGAAGGUGCCUCCUCGCUCCAUCACCACCACCACCACCACCACCAUCAUCAUCAUCAUCAUCAUCCCCGUCGUUGUCUCUCCUCGUUGAGUCCACGUCGGUGACGGUGAUGCUGCGCUAACACAGCGGAGGGAGAAGCGCCGGAGCGCGGGUGGGAUUUUUUUUUUAACUUGAAAAAAGGCGGACGAAACCUUUAUAUGUUUGGAUUCCGGCUCUAUUCCCCUUCGCCAAUGCAACAGGAAAUAUGCAGCGAAGCUUCACCAUCCUUUACACCAGUUUACUGGGGAUGUGCUUGGCUUCAAGCGCAAGUUUCCCAAGUAACAUCAAUAUAGGAGGAUUGUUCCCCACCGAGUCCCAUGAAUAUGAAGUGUUUCGCUUCGCCCUCUCUCACCACCAAGACAUUCCCAAACUGGUGCCGCAGGUCGAUAUGGUCAAGAUGGGCAACAGCUUUUCCAUGACAUAUGCAUUCUGCUCCCAGUUCUCCAAAGGCGUGUAUGCCAUCAUCGGCUUGUACGACAGGAAGACGGUCAACAUGCUUAUGUCGUUCUGCGGCGCCCUGCAUGUCUGCUUCGUAACGCCAUCCUUCCCCAUCGAGACGGCCAACCAGUUUGUCAUUCAGCUGAGGCCGGAGCUGCAGGACGCUCUCGUGGGUCUAAUUGAAUACUACGGAUGGACCAAGUUUGUCUACAUGUACAGCUCAGACUCAGGUCUGUCUGUGCUGCAGAAGGUUCUGGACACAGCAGCAGAGAGGAACUGGCUGGUGACAUCAGUCAACGUGGAGACCAUGACUGAGGCAUCGUUCUUGAAAGUGUUCCAGGAUUUGGACAAGAGGAAGGAGGGACAGAUUAUCAUCGACUGUGAGACAGAGCGGCUUACCGGCAUCCUUAAAAAGAUUGUGGAGCAAGGCAAGAAUGCAAAGAGUUACCACUACAUCUUGGCUAACCUGGGUUUCCUGGACAUUGACCUGACAGACCUACGGAAGGGUGGCGCCAACAUCACCGGCUUCCAGCUCGUCAACAACUCGGAGCCCGGCGUCAGUCGAGUUGUCCAGCAAUGGAUGGAGUUUGACAACAAAGAUUCCAAAGUGCCCAAGAAUCGACUCAAAUACACUGGAGCUCUGACAUACGAUGGCGUAAAAGUCAUGUCAACAGCGUUCCAGAACUUAAGGAGACAACGAAUAGACAUCUCGCGCAGAGGAAACGCUGGAGAAUGUCUUGCUAACCCACCAGCUCCCUGGGGUCAGGGCAUAGACAUCCAGAGAGCCUUGCAGCAGGUUCGUAUAGAAGGACUGACUGGCCAUAUUCAGUUCAACGAGAAAGGCCGUAGAACCAACUACACUGUUAGUGUCAUGGAACUGGCUCCAUCAGGACCCAAAAAGGUUGGCUACUGGAAUGAAGAUGAGAAGUAUGUGACCACCGCAACGUUUAUGAGAGGCAGCAAUGAGACUUAUGGCCUUCAGAACCGAACUUACAUUGUCACUACUAUUUUGGAGUCUCCAUAUGUGAUGCUGAAGAAAAACCAUGAGCAGCUUGUCGGGAAUGAUAAGUAUGAGGGCUACAUUGUGGAGCUGGCUGCAGAGAUAGCAAAACAUGUUGGCUACCAGUACAAACUGAAGAUUGUUUCAGACGGCAAAUAUGGAGCCAGAGACCCUGAAACCAAGAUGUGGAACGGCAUGGUCGGAGAACUUGUGUAUGGGAAAGCCGAUGUGGCUGUGGCUCCUUUAACCAUCACCUUGGUCCGUGAGGAAGUCAUCGACUUCUCCAAGCCCUUCAUGUCCUUGGGUAUCUCCAUCAUGAUCAAGAAACCCACAAAGUCCAAACCUGGAGUGUUCUCCUUCCUGGACCCCCUGGCUUAUGAGAUCUGGAUGUGCAUCGUGUUUGCCUACAUUGGCGUCAGCGUGGUGCUCUUCCUUGUCAGUCGCUUCAGCCCAUAUGAGUGGCACGCGGACGACUACGAGGAAGGAGGCGAGCCGCAGAGCCCCACUCAGGCGGCGGCCUCCAAUGGCUUGCAGCAGAGCCAGACCACCACGCAGCAGAACACCAACCAGCAAAGCGCCGAGCAGACCAAUGAGUUUGGGAUUUUCAACUCCUUGUGGUUCUCGCUGGGCGCCUUCAUGCAGCAAGGCUGUGAUAUCUCCCCACGCUCCCUUUCAGGUCGAAUUGUUGGAGGAGUGUGGUGGUUCUUUACCCUCAUCAUCAUCUCAUCCUAUACCGCCAACUUGGCUGCCUUCCUGACAGUGGAGAGAAUGGUGUCUCCUAUAGAGAGUGCUGAAGAUUUGGCCAAGCAAACAGAGAUUGCCUAUGGAACGCUGGAUGCUGGCUCUACUAAAGAGUUUUUCAGGAGGUCAAAAAUUGCCGUGUUUGAGAAGAUGUGGUCGUACAUGAAGGCCGCCGACCCGUCUGUGUUUGUCAAGACCACAGACGAGGGCGUAAUAAGGGUGAGAAAAUCCAAGGGAAAGUAUGCUUACCUGCUGGAAUCCACAAUGAAUGAGUACAUAGAGCAGAGGAAACCCUGCGACACAAUGAAAGUGGGAGGAAAUCUGGACUCCAAAGGUUACGGCAUCGCCACCCCCAAAGGCUCCCCCCUCAGAAUCCCAGUAAACCUAGCGGUGUUGAAACUCAAUGAGCAAGCCGUCUUAGACAAACUGAAAAACAAAUGGUGGUACGAUAAAGGGGAGUGUGGCAGCAAGGACUCCGGAAGAAAGGACAAGACGAGCGCUCUGAGCCUCAGCAACGUGGCCGGAGUCUUCUACAUCCUGAUCGGCGGCCUGGGCCUGGCCAUGCUAGUGGCCCUGGUGGAGUUCUGCUACAAGUCCAGGACCGAGUCACGUCGAAUGAAGCAAUCCAUCAAUGACGCCAUGCGCUGUUCCACCCUGACCAGAAUGAGCGGUAACGGGAGCGGAGGAGAGAACGGACGCCUCCUCACCCACGACUUCCCCAAAACCAUUCAGACACUGCCGUGCAUGAGCCACACUGCCAGCAUGGGACUGGGUGCCUCUGGCAUGUGAUCACAAUACUGCGUUUUGGAGAAGGGGAGGGGCAGGAAGGAAGUAAGCAGGGUGGGACAGGACUAAUGACUCCAAAAAAACUAAACAAAAAAAAAACAAAAAAAACAAUGGCUCUGUGGUUUGACCCAUCUAUUCUUCUGGCUGUGGCCGACUGGAACGAGAUUUAACUUACUGCCAAAAUGCACUCUUCAAACACAAGACUUUUUUUUUUAAAUAUGUGGGUAUUGGCAAUGUAAAAAAAAAAAAAAAAAAAAAAAAAAAGAAGGGAAGUGAGCUGCAAUAAAAAGUCCGGGUGUGUUUUUUUUUUUUUCUUUUUUCAAAAAACAAAACAAAAAAACCCUCAUCCUUAAGUGUGACGCCUGUGUUGUGCCAUUUUGAUGGAGUUGUCAGUCUGCAUGUGCAAAAUGUUCACCUCAACUGCUGACCUUGUACUACCUAGAAGCUUUCUGGUGGCUGACGGUGUCUUUGCACAGACAACAAUGUUUUGUUGUUUUCUUCUCACUCUUGCCAUGUUGGGAGGACCAAGUGCUCUGUGUAGCAUAGCCAGUUUUCUAGUCCAUGGGUUUGCACUGCUGUAUUAUAAUGUGAAAAAAAGUGUGGUUGGUUUGAGUCACUCUCGGUUGAAGGCUGGUGUUUGGGCCAGAACGUGCAUUGCUGCUACACCUCAUGGAACACGCCAUGCCUUGUCUUUGUGCCAUUGCACCGUUAUUUGUAUGCACACACAGUUUUUUCCUUUUUUAAAACAAUGUGUGCGAUUAUAGAAAAGGCGCAAAAUAGUGGCUUACACUGCAUCCUGCUGCUACGGCCUUCCCAGGACACCCACUGCUAUAUUCGGAAAUCUAGUAGCAGUACACGUGGAAUAAGAAAGAUUGGCUCCUUUAGAAAAAAAAGCAAAUGAUAAUGUUCCCGGGGAAAUAUUGUUAAAGCGGUUGCUCUUAUCCAUUCUGUGAUGUAUUUUGCGCUGUAUUCAAUUCUAAUUAAAUGGCCGGUGCCGCUAUUCACACAUCAUUUCCUGAGAGAGACAUAUCACUUGUGCUUUGUGCACCGCUUUCAAGUCUUACCAUGUAAAAUACAGGAAAUGUUGUUUUUUUUGGGGAUUAGUAAACAUUCCAAUGCCGUUAGUUGACUGGUUGGAUUCAAAAUAUGUUGUAAUGUCCAUUUUGAAAACAAAAAAAUUAGUACAAUUUAAAGUUUUGUGCAAUCUAAUAUUACAUUCUACUAAUUGGAAAUGUAUUUAUUGUCUUUAUGAUUAGACAAAGGGUAACACUUUAGUAUGGGGAACACAUAUUCAUCAUUAAUUUGUUGCUUAUUAACAUGGAAAUUAGUAACAUAUUGGCUCUUAAUUAGUCAUUAUUAUCCAUCCAUCCAUCUUUUUCCGCUUAUCCGAGGUCGGGUCCCGGGGGCAGCAGCCUAAGCAGGGAAGCCAAGACUUCCCUCUCCCCACCCAGCCACUUCGUCCAGCUCUUCCUGGGGGAUCCUGAGGCGUUCCCAGGCCAGCCGGGAGACAUAGUCUUCCCAACGUGUCCUGGGUCUUCCCCGUGGACUCCUACCGGUCGGACGUGCCCUAAACACCUCCCUAGGGAGGCGUUCGGUUGGCAUCCUGACCAGAUGCCCGAACCACCUCAUCUGGCUCCUCUCGAUGUGGAGGAGCAGCGGCUUUAAUUUCAGCUCCCCCCGGAUGGCAGAGCUUCUCACCCCAUCUCUAAGGGAGAGCCCCGCCACCCGGCGGUGGAAACUCUUUUCGGCCGCUUGUACCCGUGAUCUUGUCCUUUCGGUCAUAACCCAAAGCUCAUGACAAUAGGUGAGGAUGGGAACGUAGAUCGACUGGUAAAUUGAGAGCUUCGCCUUCCGGCUCAGCUCCUUCUUCACCACAACGGAUCGAUACAGCGUCCGCAUUACUGAAGAUCCGCCUGUCGAUCUCACCAUCCACUCUUCCCUCACUCGUGAACAAGACUCCGAGGUACUUGAACUCCUCCACUUGGGGCAGGGUCUCCUCCGCAACCCGGAGAUGGCACUCCACCCUUUUCCGGGCGAGAACCAUGGACUCGGACUUGGAGGUGCUGAUUCUCAUCCCAGCCGCUUCACACUCAGCUGCGAACCGAUCCAGUGAGAGCUGAAGAUCCUGGCCAGAUGAAGCCAUCAGGACCACAUCAUCUGCAAAAAGCAGAGACCUAAUCCCGCAGCCACCAAACCGGAUCCCCUCAACGCCUUGACUGCGCCUAGAAAUUCUGUCCAUAAAAGUUAUGGUCAUUAUUAAGUACUUAUUAAUGCCUAUUUCUGCAUGGCCUUAUUAUACAACCAGUAAGUCAUUAACUAAGAGUCUUCCCUCAAUAACCUCAGAAUUAUUGCUUAUUAGUAACCCUAACCCUUAUAUGUUCCCCCAGUGUCCAAAUAACUCUAAAUUAAGUCUUUGUUACUUUAACAAGCAACUCAUUAAUGGUGAAUAUGUUCCCCAUACUAAAGUGUUACCAAAAAAAGUAUUGACUUAAUAUUAGGGUUGUCAAAAAUAACGAGCUAACUCAUGAGAUUAAUCACAACAAAUGAUCGCAAUAAUCAUGAGUACAAUCGUCCCUUCACCACAUUGCAGAUUUUUCGGAGGAUAUUUUUUAAGCAUAUUCUACAUUAGUGUCCUAAAUUCACCAGGUUCAGGCAAAA
Nerophis lumbriciformis (worm pipefish) is the source of this 5687-nucleotide messenger RNA. It is a transcript of the gene gria1a, whose product is annotated as glutamate receptor, ionotropic, AMPA 1a. Gene Ontology annotation, cellular component: membrane. The record is from RefSeq and is a predicted model, not a curated record. Gene Ontology annotation, molecular function: ligand-gated monoatomic ion channel activity. NCBI's taxonomy places the organism in Eukaryota, Metazoa, Chordata, Actinopteri, Syngnathiformes, Syngnathidae.